Molecule: messenger RNA, 1177 nt
Organism: Symbiodinium sp. CCMP2456
Lineage: Eukaryota; Dinophyceae; Suessiales; Symbiodiniaceae
Source: the annotation of a GenBank genome assembly
GCACCGCGUCUUUAUCCAAGAGUCCUGGGCGGCGCUGGAGAACGCAGCCCUGCCGCCGAAGCAGUCUCUUCAAGAUGCAGUCGUUGGCGUCUUCGCUGCUGCCGGCAUCGAUGGAUACAUGGUGCACCACUUGGAUGGCAAGUCUUUGAAGGACACCAUGAACCCGCAGGACAUCUUCCUGACCGAGAUCGGCAACGAAAAGGACUACAUCGCCACCCGGGUUUCCUACCUUCUGGACUUCACCGGGCCCUCCAUGAACGUGAAUUCGGCCUGCUCUUCGGCUCUGGUCGCCGUCGCGCAGGCCGCUGCCGCCGUGGCCGCAAACCAGUGCGAUGCUGCGGUGGCGGGCGCCUCCUCUAUCACCUUCCCAAACCUCGGGUAUCUCUACUCCGACGGCUUGGUCAGCUCUAAGGACGGCUAUGUCCGACCCUUCGAUGCUGGGGCGGACGGCACGGUCUUUGGUGAUUCUGUGGCAGCCAUGGUGCUUCGACGGCAGGAGGACGUUGGGGAAAGCGGCCUCCUCUACGCCGGGCUCCGGGGUUUCGCAGUCAGCAACGACGGCGCUCAGAAGGCCGGCUACGCGGCGCCUUCGUCGAAUGGUCAAGCCAGGGCCAUCCAGGUAGCCAUGAACAUGCUCGGGGAGGAUCCCUGGUCCAUCUCGUAUGUGGAGUGCCACUGCACCGGUACACGCAUCGGCGACGGCAUCGAGAUCCACGGCCUUCUCAGCGCCUUCGAAAACAUCGGCGGCCGGAAGCAGGCUGGUAGCGACACAACAGUUGCGCUAGGCUCCGUGAAGGGAAACAUCGCGCACGCCAACUGUGCAGCUGGUGCCACGGGCUUUAUCAAGGCGUUGGCAAUGAUGGGAGCGAGGAGCCUGGCGCCCACCGCGAACUUCAAGCAGCUGAACCCCAAGAUCAACUUGGAGAACACGCCCUUCUUCGUGAACUCGGAGGUCUGCCAGUGGAACAAGAAGAAGCCUCUUCGUGCAGGAGUUAGCUCCUUUGGAAUCGGUGGCACCAACGCCCAUACCAUUCUUGAAGAGGUGAACAAUCCUACCGUGGACAUCUACAGCACGGCAAAGAAGCCCCUGGGCUUCCAGCUGCUGACCCUCUCUGCGAAGACGCCGGGCUCCCUGAGAAAGGCCGCGGAUCGACUCUCGAGCAGUCUCAAAGCGGAG